AUGGUAUCUAUUUGGCUCUUCUGCACCGCGCCGCAUCAUCACAGCCGCGUCGCCCGAAACACCAGAAUAUUCACAUUCGGACGACUCGGUGCAAGUGCGAGUGCGAUUGUGGAUGUGCGACCAACACAACUUCCAAACGCGCAAGAGCAAAAGCAAGAGCAAAGCGCAGAAACAGCAUCUAUUCCAGCAGACAUAACGCACGACAAUAAUAACGAUACAACCAGGGGACCGCCCGCGCCGCGCAAGCGCGACGCCGCGGCCCCUUCCCAGCCAGCCAACGCCGCCGCGGCCCCGCUGCGGCGCUGCAGCGCUCAUUAUCUGAGUACGAGCGCAUCACGUCUCAGGCGUCAUGGGGUCGUAAGCGAGCACGAUCGUGGGGGGGCACGUACGCGCACGCGCGGGAGCCCUGCCCGCGCGCCGCGUCGCGGAAGCGCAUUAAAAGCAAGAAUCUCAAGAGAAAACGUAAGCAAGUGGAUACAAUGUGCAGAGAAUAUUGGGUGCGGGUGGCGGGUGGGUCAGUGA
Molecule: messenger RNA, 522 nt
Organism: Heterobasidion irregulare TC 32-1
Lineage: Eukaryota; Fungi; Basidiomycota; Agaricomycetes; Russulales; Bondarzewiaceae
Exons: 2
Coding region: 1-522 (173 amino acids)
Source: RefSeq, a predicted model, not a curated record